AUGUCCGGAAAAAUCGCAAACACCGUCAAAUCCGCCCUCGGAGGCGCCAAGAAGACUGUCGGCUCCGUACUGGGCAACGAAACCAUGCAGGCCUCAGGCAAGAUCCAACAAGCCGAAGCCCAUGCCGCCAACUUGACCGCCCGCGCCGAGCAACAAGCCAAGGGCGUCGCACACAGCGCCAAAGGGGCUGCUGAAAAGACUGUCGGUGCCGCUACUGGCAACAAAUCCAUGGAGGCUGAGGGGCAUGUUAACUCUGCUCGUGGGGCAGCUGAGCGCAAAGCUUAG
This is a messenger RNA of Linnemannia hyalina, 285 nucleotides long. Lineage: Eukaryota; Fungi; Mortierellomycota; Mortierellomycetes; Mortierellales; Mortierellaceae. The record is from the annotation of a GenBank genome assembly.